AUCUUGUUUGACCUCAUUAUACUUCCGGAUUGAUAAAGGUUGUGUACCGCACCUAAAACCAGAAGGAACUGACUUUUAUGAAGGGUAAUUUACUCUAGGCUGCAGUACUUUGAAACGGGCAGCAUUAUAUGUAAACUCAUAAUGUAAUCUCUCGAAGGUCCGCGGUUUUUUCUUUCCCAAGUGGCAUUGUCAAUGGGAGUUGCUAAUCCAGGACCAUGUGGCCAGACUCUGGUCCCCUUUUCCAUUUGAUCUUUUGGUUUUUAUUUCUGCCCACUGCUUCUUUCUCGAUGGGUACACCUCCUCCAAACUCAGUCUCUUUUUUUUCCCCUCCCGUCUUGCCAUCAUCUUCAGCUAUAAAGUCAACUGUAGUGCGAUAAAAGACUGAUAUCUUGCAUGAAAGGGUCUUGGAGUGCUUGAGAAUUUUAAAUUUUGAUUGCAAAGCUUUAAUGGAUCUAUCAACUAUUCGCUUAACUGGAUAAUUGCUAAAGGAGAAGAUAAGAAAACUUUUCAGGAGUCCAGGUCUGUGAGAGCGUAAAAGAGAGAGGCCUCUUUAUAGGUGAAAGGAUUGCCCAGGGCCACAGCGCCCAGAAUCUCAAGGAGCGCAGCAGCAGUCAUCCAUCUAGGACUGAAGAUCAGGAUGGAGAAGGAAGAUAUGAAGAUAAUCAACAGGGGUUUGGAGGAUGAGAUGGAGUUGAGCGGGUAUCGGCUGUGCCGAUGGAAGCUGGUCCUGGUCGGUUUGGGUGGUCUUUGUACAGGCGGUUUUCUUUUCCUGCUGCUCUAUUGGAUGCCUGAAUGGUGUGUGAAGGCCACCUGCACACGGACUGCUGUCAGAGACGCAGACGUCGCUCUCUUACGAAGCACUGAUGAGUUUAAACGCUGGUUUCGAGCGAGGGUUCGGAUAAUGCUGGCCCCUGGGAAGAACCCUUACGACAACCUGGCCGCUCAGACUGCCUCCCCUCAGGCCAACGACCACGCCCACAACCCCUCUGACUCCGCCUCUGAGAAAAUCACCAGGAAUCCAGGGGACCAGCAUGUGCAGAUACGUUAUUUUACCCUUCACAGUACUAAAUACUUUUGGAACGACACCAUCCACAACUUUGAAGUAUUGAAAGGCCUGGAGGAUCUGAGUAUGACCUGCUCAUCUGUUCACUCAAAGCACAGUGCCGGGCUCAACAAAAACCAGCAGGAGUACAGGAGAUUUUUUUUCGGACUGAAUGAAAUAGACGUGAAAGUGCCUUCUGUUUUCAAGCUGCUAAUUAAGGAGGUCCUCAAUCCUUUCUACAUCUUCCAGCUCUUCAGUGUUAUCCUGUGGUGUACCGAUGAAUACUAUUACUACGCAAUGGCCAUAGUCGUCAUGUCUGUCAUAUCAAUAGCUACCUCUCUCUACACUAUUCAAAAGCAAUAUGUAAUGCUACACGACAUGGUGGCAACACACAGUACUGUUCGAGUUACGGUCUGCAGGGGCGAAAACGAAACGGAGGAAGCCCUGUCCACAGACUUGGUCCCCGGUGAUGUCAUCGUUAUCCCCAGCAACGGGACCAUCAUGCCCUGUGACGCAGUGCUCAUCUGUGGAACCUGCAUUGUUAAUGAGAGCAUGCUCACAGGUGAGAGUGUUCCGGUCACCAAGACAGACCUUCCGAACCCUCAGCGGGACAAGAAGGGCGUGGAUGGUGACAUGAUCUACAGCACGGAGGAACACAAAAGACAUACGCUCUUUUGUGGCACAAACGUCAUACAGACCCGCUACUACACGGGAGAAAUGGUUAAAGCUGUGGUGGUCCGGACAGGUUUCAGCACAGCUAAAGGGCAGCUCAUCCGGUCUAUCCUGUACCCCAAACCCACAGACUUUAAGCUGUACCGGGACGCCUACCUGUUCCUGCUGUGCCUGGUGGCUGUUGCCAGCAUCGUCUUUCUCUAUUCUUUAAUCAUGAAAAUCAUAAAUCAGGAACCAGUAAAAGAUAUCAUAGUCAAGUCUCUGGACAUUAUUACCAUCACGGUGCCCCCUGCGCUGCCGGCAGCCAUGACAGCGGGCAUCGUCUAUGCUCAGCGGCGUCUCAAGAAAGUGGGGAUAUUCUCCAUCAGCCCACAAAGAAUUAACAUCUGUGGGCAGCUGAACCUGGUGUGCUUUGACAAGACAGGCACCCUCACAGAAGAUGGUCUGGACAUGUGGGGAAUUCAACGAGCAGAAGAUGGCAGAUUCCACCAUUCAGAAGAAAAAGCAGAUGAUAAGAGCUUAGUAACAACCAAGUUUGUCUCCUGCAUGGCCACCUGUCACUCCCUCACUAAGAUUGAGGGUCAGCUCUCUGGAGAUCCGCUGGACCUCAAGAUGUUCGAGGCCACAGGCUGGACCUUGGUGGAAGCCACAGAAGAGGAGACGGCUCAACACGACCGCAUUGAACUCACUUAUGUAAAACCGCCAAAUCAGCUUCUUCCGCCACCAGUGAUAUCACCUGAACAGGACAUGGAACUGUCAGAACUCGAUGAGCUCUCGGCGUCCUAUAUGAUCGGUAUUGUGCGGCAGUUCUCCUUCUCCUCCACCCUGCAAAGAAUGAGCGUGGUCGUUCGUCAGAUUGGAGAGAGGCGCAUGGACGCCUAUCUGAAAGGAGCACCAGAGGUUGUGGCUAGCCUGUGUAAGAAAGAGUCAGUACCAGAGGAUUUUGCAGAGGUUUUGGAGGACUACACCAAACAGGGCUUCCGGGUCAUCGCGCUGGCACACAGACGGCUAGAAUCCAAACUUACAUUUCACAAAGUGCAGAACAUUAACAGGGAUCAAAUAGAGAAAAAUAUGGAAUUUCUGGGUUUGAUUAUCAUGCAGAACAAGCUGAAAACAGAAACUCCAGGGGUGCUGGAAGAUCUACGACGUGCCAACAUACGCACAGUUAUGGUCACAGGUGACAACAUGCUGACGGCCAUCUCUGUGGCACGAGACUGCGGCAUGAUUCAGCCGCAAGACCGAGUCAUUAUUGCCGACGCUCUGCCCCCUAAAGACGGCCAGGCUGCCAAGAUCAACUGGCACUAUGCCGACAAACCCAGCAAACACUCGAACAAGCCCACCAAACUAGAGCAGGAGAUGGAGAUUAUUAUGGAAGAUGGGCAUUCUGAGACGAGACCUCAGGAACAGUAUCACUUUGCCAUGAGUGGAAAGUCUUUUGCUGUAAUUAUUGAGCAUUUCCAGGACCUGCUACAGAAGAUGGUGCUUCAUGGAACAGUAUAUGCAAGGAUGGCGCCUGACCAGAAAACUCAGCUUGUUGAAACAUUGGAAAGUGUAGACUAUUUUGUAGGUAUGUGUGGAGAUGGAGCAAAUGACUGUGGGGCACUGAAGAGAGCUCAUGCUGGGAUCUCCCUGUCGGAGCUGGAGGCUUCAGUGGCGUCUCCCUUCACCUCCACAACUCCCAGCAUCACCUGCGUGCCCAAUCUGAUCAGGGAGGGACGAGCGGCUCUCAUCACCUCCUUCUGUGUGUUUAAGUUCAUGGCUCUGUACAGUAUUAUUCAGUGCCUCAGUGUCGCCCUUCUUUACUCCAUUGGCAGUAACCUGGGCGACUUCCAGUUUCUCUUCAUCGACAUAGCCAUCAUUCUUCUAAUUGUCUUCACCAUGAGUUUGAACUCCGCAUGGAAGGAGCUCGUCCCCCGAAGACCUCCCUCCGGUCUCGUCUCAGGUCCUCUCCUCUUCUCAGUUCUGACCCAGAUUCUCAUUUGCCUGGGUUUCCAGAUCAUGGCCUUUCUCUUGAUCCAAAACUUCGACUGGUACUCCAAGCCAGAUUUCUACAACUGCUCUGUUCCCCAUCACCUGGACAACUCCACAGAGACCAAAGAAGAAGAAGAAGAAGAAAAAAUCAUGAUUGAUGUGAAUACCACACUCUUCUUCGUCUCCUCUUUUCAGUACCUCAUUGUUGCCGUUGUUUUCUCCAAAGGAAAACCUUUCCGCCAGCCCAGCUACAAGAACUGGCCGUUUGUUCUUUCCGCUUUAAUUCUCACCGUUUUCCUGUUUUUCAUCAUGUUUGUCCCAGUCUCUGGAAUCUAUAAAUUUUUGGAGCUCGUGUGUGUUCCUUUGAGCUGGCGUGUGGCUAUGGUGCUUAUUGUAUUGGGCAACACUUUAGUGUGUGUGUUCGUCGAGACCGUCGUGCUUGAUGUCAUCUUUUGGAAGCAUGUGUUCAGCAGAGACAAGCAGGGAAGCUAUGGCGUCUCCCCUGCAGGCCCGACACCACAGGAAGGACUAGACCUGUUUGGAUCUAAAUGCCUCUCCUGUCUGUGCUACCGACGGAGAAAAGUGCCCAAGGCUCGGUACAUGCACCUGGCCCAAGAGCUGAGCGUAGAUCCCGACUGGCCUCCCAAACCUAAGAGCACUACUGAAGCCAAACCCGCCCCUCAUCUGGACGACUGCUCCUACCAGAUCGAGGCUGUUUCCUAGCAUUUCACAAUCCGUAUUGCACGUCCAAACCACCAGGGAGUUCUCUAAACACUGUUGAAUUUAACGAUUUUGUUAAAAUAGAUACGAAAAAGACACCAAAAACAAAACCCUGCAACGGAGAGAGCUUUUAAUUACACUUCGAAGAUAUUUCAAGGAUUUGUUGUCUCUCUUCUUUGAUUUUUCUUUUGAUUCUGCUGCUCAAGAUGAUUUUUUUAAUGGGCGGGGUUCACAGGCUGGGAACUGUGGAAGCCCCGCCCACACAGGCGUGCGGUUUGUCAACACAUCACCGAUGUUCCCUUAAGACAUUGUAGACCGCAAAGUCAUUGAACUCAUUACCAAAUGUGGCUCUUCUCCAUGAACUUCACCUUUUCUCCAACAGAUAUCAAGGAGGCUCUUCACUGGAUUUCAAGCGCCGUCUUGUUAAUGUAGUCUGUAGUGCAUCAUCUCUACAGAGGCUGCAUGCUAACGCUUUGGAAACCAUCGCUGCAUGCGGAACAAACCAAACCAAACUCUAGUGGCUCACAGAAUCCAAGAUCCAGCGUUGUUUUCAGCCAGCUCGUUUUUAAAAAUAUAUCGACGUAGAUAUAUAAUUAUACUUGAUCUUUAUUUUUCAUAUCUCUUCCCAUGGAAGAAUGGAGAUGGGAUUCAGUUGUGGAAGGCCAAACAUUGUGAAAGUCGUUUGUGGUUUGUUCACUUCUCCUGGCGCAGUAUUUGGUGAUUUGGUUUGAUUUGAUCCAUCCUGAAACUUUUAACCAAUUUUGCUGAAAACCGCAUCUGAAGUCAAAUCAAAAGCACGGCAUCAACAGUAAAGAGGAAAGGGGCUUAAGUGUUCAUUGAGAAAUAUUUGGAAAAAGUACAAAUGAUAGAGCUUUAAAAGUCCUUUUUUAAAGUGAGGACAAUUUGCAAUCCAAUUCAAAGCAGGUUGCCGAUUUAAAAAAAAAUAAAUAAAUAAUAAUAAUAAUAAUAAUCUCUCAGAAUUGGCCAUUUAACAGUAUUACUUGUGCAUGACUUUGGUUUUGCUGCUAAUCUAGGAAACAAAGCAACAUUUUCCAUCCUAAAUGAAGGUUCGAAAUCUGUUGCAGAUGAUCUCUCCCCUUCUUCCAGAUGUGAUUUAUUUACAUCAUUUAUACAGUGCAGUUCAACUAUCCUCAGCUUGCAGGCUUGUCUCACUGCCUUUUUGGUAUUUGAUUUUUGAAGAAAAAAAAAACCAUGUUUUUCAUAUAAUUUUACAUGUGGUGUUUUCUGAAAAGAACCACUAAGCAAUAUCAGGUGAUCACCUUUAUUUUAUUCUUUACACUGACAGUUUGUAUUGUUGCUCAUCUGAAAAAUCCAAGCCAUUCAUAGUGCAUUUUGAAGAGUUUUGGUCAGUCAUUCUGAGGUAAGUUUCAUGCCUUUGAUUACUUUUGACAACUUUCCAUUUUAUCAAAAAAUGGGAAAUGAUUAAUAGUAAAAUUGUACUAUUAUAAAAGUAAAUAUCAAUCACAUGUCUUCUGGACAGCACUUCAUUUAAUAAUUGAACAUUAGAAUAGAAUAUUAAAGAUCUACAUGUUCUACAUGAACCUUGAAAUGAAAUCUUCUUUGAAUACGAUGGAAUGAUAUGUGCAAACAUUGAAGUUCAAACAGUCUAAUCACAGGUUUUCCUUCAUGUUUGCAUUUAUUUAUUGUUUGGUCUUCAAGUUCAUGUUGAUUUGUUUUGCUGUAUAUGGGGCAUUUUUAAUUCUUCAGUUUAAUCUGAAAAAGGGCUAAAUUUGUCUGUCUUUUUAUUGCUCCAUUUCUGCAAUACUUUGGUACUGUUUGAUGUUUGAAAUGGUAUUGAUCAUCUGGCAUAUUUGCAAUGUGUUCUUUUCAGCUGUAUUUGUCCGAUGUUGCAUCUGUAUGUUUGUUUAUAUCAUAAACACGUGUUUGCUGGGCAUUCCUUGAAUGAGGCAAAAACAGAUCACCUUGCUGUUAUUGACCUGGGUGACACUAACAAUUAUACGAUGUAUUACUUUUAUAAACAACCUUUUCAAAGCAUCUACUCGCACCAUCUACUGAGCCCGGAUGGUUAAACAAACACGCCGAUCUGUUUUUUUUUUUUUUUUUUAAACAUGUAUGUUCUUAAAUGUGAAUGCAAUGCUGAAUGCUUUUGGGAUUGGGGAAUGUUAAAUUAUUUUCUUUCUUCUUUUUUUAUUAUUUGUAUUGUUAAUGCUGAAGUAAUUAUUUUUUUUGUUUAUUUAAAUUGUUUAGUUUGUCUUGAUCUGAACUGUGUGGUGUGGCAAUCAGUUUCUCUUCCUCUAGGAGGCAGUAGGUUGCUCUAUUCGGAGAAUAUCAUUAAAUCCUCUCACAAUAACAAACCUGCACCUUAUGUACAUUUUUGUUGGUUUUGUUCACUUUUACACCUGCAGAUGAACACUGAAAUAUCUGUUAUGUCACUCUUUAAAGGGAUAGUUCACCCAAAAAUGAAACCCCUCACCCUUAAGUUGUUCAAAACAUGUAUGAAUUUCUUUGUUCUAUUGAGCACAAAAGAAGAUAUUUUGAAGAAUGUGGGUAACCGAAGAGUUGCUGGUCCCUAUUGACUUCCAUAAUACUCUGGAAGUCAAUGGGGACCAGCAACUUGGUUGAGUAAAUGAUGACAGAAUUUUCAUUUUUGUGUGUACUAUCCCUUUAAGUUCCAUAGCAAUCAUAUAUGUGCUGAAAAAUUAGUUUUCCAAAACUGGGGCCAUGUUCAUGUCAUCUGUAUGUCAUAUCUGCAGUUCUCUAGGAUACAAACGCACAGGAAAAAAAGUGUUUGAUUACUGGAGGUCAUUAAAUACACAUUGUUACUCCUUUUGCUUAAUUAAUUUUGUACCAUAUGUCAUAUUCAUUUUUGUGUGAGAACGAAGGUGUUAUCAAAAAUGAGCAAAAGUUCAGCCACUGGUUAUUUUAAAGCUGGAGUGGUUAAUUUCCUCAGGGAAAUGUGUGUAUUUGUAAUGAUUAAUGCUGAUUAAAUAAAUAUGGAAAAGUCACGUGGGUCAGUAUUCUUGGUGAUGUUCAGUAGAUAUUAUAUAAGUCCCACCACGUUUUAUUUUUGUAGAGAUGUAAAUUUGUGAUUGCCGCUUUUUUAUAUAUAUAUAUGUAAUUUAUUUUUAUUUUAUUUGCUUUAAUAAAUAUUGUAAGUUUUCCUUA
This is a messenger RNA of Ctenopharyngodon idella (grass carp), 7552 nucleotides long. RefSeq names its product ATPase 13A3 (gene atp13a3). Bases 638 to 4408 code for a protein of 1256 amino acids. Gene Ontology annotation, molecular function: ATP hydrolysis activity; polyamine transmembrane transporter activity; ATP binding. The record is from RefSeq and is a predicted model, not a curated record. The transcript has 34 exons. Gene Ontology annotation, cellular component: late endosome membrane. Gene Ontology annotation, biological process: polyamine transmembrane transport; intracellular calcium ion homeostasis. Lineage: Eukaryota; Metazoa; Chordata; Actinopteri; Cypriniformes; Xenocyprididae.